AUGGGGCUGAGCGUGGAGCCAUGGGGCUGCGCACGGAGCCAUGGGGCUGCGCGUGGAGGUGCGCGGCUGCGUCUGGAGCCCCUGUUAAUCGGACAGAGAUGGCAGGGCUGUGUCUCCACGGCCGGAAGCUCUCAUAGGGCACCCACAGCGGCUCCCCACCUUCCUUCUGGGUACAACACGCUGCCACCCCUGAUUCUUCUGGGGGCAAGUGGGUGCUCGCGAGCUCUCCAGCUUCCUAAAGGUGGAGAAGCACGGACUUCCAGGGGCCUGGCCUGGACCCCUUUCUCUGCUCCUGUCCCUGUGCCCCUCAUCUGGCUUGCCGCCCCCACGCAGGCGCUCUCCACACCGUUGAAUUUCUUAUCACUUGGGCCUGAGCCUGGGCCAUGUGGAGGGAGGGUGGCCACCAGUGCAUGUGGGCACCUUGCCUCAAACCCUGCCACCUACCCUGGCCCAGGCUUCGAUGCAGGAGCCCCCCUGCCCCUGAACAAGCCUGUGGGUGCAGCAUCGCAUCCCGUCAGGAUGGAAAUGGACGUGUGCUGCUCCCUAGUCUGGGCCGUGACUGAGGGUGAAGGCCGAGUCUCACGCGUUUUUGUAGCCCCCACAAGACUGCGCAGGUGGCCGGCCCUCACUGAAUGCGGGGUUAAUUUAACUCGGGCUCUGUGUGAGUGGAUGAUUCAGGUUGCCAGAGACAGAACCCUCAGCUUAGCAUGGGAGGUAGCUCCCCUCUUGACCCUGAGUUCAUCUGAGGUUGACUUGGAAGGUGUGGGCACCAUUUGGCCCAGUUCUUACAGCUCUGAAGAGAGCAGCAGGAAUGGGACUGAGCAGCGAAGACCAGCGAAGAACUGUCCCUCCCACUCUGUGACUGCCCUGCCUGUGCCCAUGAGGGGUGAGAGUCAGGCGACCUCAUGCCAAGUAUAGAAAGGGGCACGGCCGGGCGCAGUGGCUCAAGCCUGUAAUGCCAGCACUUUGGGAGGCCGAGAC
Messenger RNA from Cercocebus atys (sooty mangabey), 981 nucleotides. It is a transcript of the gene STH, whose product is annotated as saitohin. Lineage: Eukaryota; Metazoa; Chordata; Mammalia; Primates; Cercopithecidae. The record is from RefSeq and is a predicted model, not a curated record.